Molecule: messenger RNA, 2549 nt
Organism: Hypanus sabinus (Atlantic stingray)
Lineage: Eukaryota; Metazoa; Chordata; Chondrichthyes; Myliobatiformes; Dasyatidae
Product: zinc finger protein 420-like
Exons: 2
Coding region: 868-2475 (535 amino acids)
Biological process (GO): regulation of transcription by RNA polymerase II
Cellular component (GO): nucleus
Molecular function (GO): DNA-binding transcription activator activity, RNA polymerase II-specific; RNA polymerase II cis-regulatory region sequence-specific DNA binding
Source: RefSeq, a predicted model, not a curated record
GCAGAGGCUGACAACGACCGGACAAAGGUUUGAAAUGGCAGAACACUUGCGCAUGGGAAUCUCAAACACAACAACACAUCAGUUUUGCUGAAUGACUGGAUAUUUAAGGAGUGACCAAAUAUUUUCUUUGCAGCACCAACACCUCUGUUGUCGAUCCACGGAGGUGAAGAAUUAUCUCAUAACAUCUGGUAAUGUGUUCUGUCACUGAAAUCAAGCAUUCUGUUGUAACUCAGUGAAAUCCACUUGAACCGGGGUGCUGAGAACACACCAGCAUUUGUUCACUGGAGAUCAGUUCUUCUACUGCAUUGAUUGUAGACGGGAUUCAAACGUCUGACUGUCUGAAUUGCAGAGAAUUGAUCGCAGUGAGAUAUCAUUCUCCUUCUCUCAGUGUGGGAGGGGAUUCACUCACAGCCUACCCGCAGACACGCUGGUGAGUUCACAUUAGGGAGAGGCCAUUCACCUGCUCUGUGUGAGGGAGGGGAACUACUCAAUCAUCCAGCCUGAAGAUACAUCAGCAAGUUCACACCACAGUGAGAUGCUCCACCUGUUCUGACAGCGGGAAGCAAAACAUUCUGUCAUCGAUGCUGAAGAUAUAUCCUAAAGUUCACCAGUGAGAGGACAUUGACCUGCUCGGAUGGUGGGAAGACAUUCACACGCUCAACCAGACCACAGUGACACCAAUGAGUUCACACCGGGGAGAAGCCAUUCACCUGCUCUGAAUAGGGGAAGAUAUUCACUCAUUCGUCCACACUACAUAGACACCAGCGAGUUCACACUGGGGAGAGCCCAUUCACCUGCUCAGACUGUGGGAAGAGAUUCACUCAGUCGAUUCACCUGCUGCAACAUCAGUUAGUUCACACUAGGGAGAUGCCAUUCACAUGCUCAGACUGUGGGAAAGGAUUCACCCAGUCAUCUCAACUGAAGGAGCAUCAGCGAGUCCACACUGAGGAGAAGCCAUUCACUUGCUCUGAAUGUGGGAAAGGAUUUGCUCGGUCAUCUGAACUGAAGGUACAUCAGCGAGUUCACACUGGGGAGAGGCCAUUCACCUGCUCAGACUGUGGGAAGGGAUUCACUCACUCGUCCAACCUGCACAGACACCAGCGAGUUCACACUGGGGAGAAGCCAUUUAUCUGCUCUGAAUGUGGGAAGGUAUUUGCUCAGUCAUCUGAACUGAAGUCCCAUCAGCGAGUCCACACUGGGGAGAAGCCAUUCACUUGCUCAGAAUGUGGGAAAGGAUUCGCUCGGUCAUCUGUACUGAAGUCACAUCAGCGAGUUCACACUCGGGCGAUGCCAUUCACCUGCGCAGACUGUGGGAAGGGAUUCACUCACUCGUCCAAUCUACAGAGACAUCAGCGAGUUCACACUGGGGAGAAGCCAUUCACAUGCUCUGAAUGUGGGAAAGGAUUCGCUCAGUCAUCUGAACUGAAGUCACAUCAGCGAGUUCAUACGGGAGAGAAGCCAUUCACCUGCUCUGACUGUGGGAAAGGAUUUGCUCGGUCAUUUGAACUGAAGUUACAUCAACGAGUUCACACUAGUGAGAGGCCGUUCACCUGCUCUGACUGUGGGAAGGGAUUCACUCACUCGUCCAAUCUACACAGACACCAGCGAGUCCACACUGGAGAGAAGCCAUUCAUAUGCUCUGAAUGUGGGAAACGAUUUGCCCAGACAGCUCAACUGAAGUUACAUCAGCGAGUCCACACUGGGGAGAGGCCGUUCACUUGCUCUGAAUGUGGGAAGGGAUUUGCUCAGUCAUCUGAACUGAAGGUACAUCAGCGAGUUCACACUGGUGAGAGGCCGUUCAGCUGCUCAGAAUGUGGGAAAGGAUUCAUUCGUUCAUCUCAACUCCUGAGACACCAGCAAAUUCAUACUGGGGAGAAACCAUUCAUCUGCUCAGAAUGUGGGAAGGGAUUCACCGAUUCAGUUCAUCUGAAAGAACAUCAGUUUGUUCACACUGUGGAGAGGCCGUUCACCUGCUCAGACUGUGGGAAAGGAUUCACUCGGCGUUUUAGUCUAUUAACGCACCAGUUAGAUCACAGUGAGGAGAAACCAUUCAUAUGCUCUGAAUGUGGGAAAGGAUUCACACAGUCAUCUCAACUGAAGGAGCAUCAGCGAGUCCACACUGGGGAGAAGCCGUUCAUCUGCUCUGAAUGUGGGAAGGGAUUUGCUCAGUCAUCUCAACUGAAGUUACAUCAGCGAGUCCACACUGGGGAGAGGCCAUUCAACUGCUCUGAAUGUGGGAAAGGAUUCAGUCGUUCUUCUCAACUCCUGAGACACCAGCGAAUUCACACUGGGGAGAAACCAUUCAUCUGCCCAGAGUGUGGGAAGGGAUUCACCGAUUCAGCUCAGCUGAAAGAACAUCAGUUUGUUCACACUGGGGAGAGGCCAUUCACCUGCUCAGACUGUGGGAAAAGAUUCAGUCGUUCAUCUCAGCUCUCGAGGCAUCAGCAAAUUCACACUGGGGAGAAACCAUUCUGAGGAAAUGCGGAUAUAUAAAAAAUUAUUUUGAACCUAAGUAACCUCUAGAUAAAAGAAUAAUUGGGACUGAACAG